Cylindrotheca closterium is the source of this 831-nucleotide messenger RNA. Lineage: Eukaryota; Bacillariophyta; Bacillariophyceae; Bacillariales; Bacillariaceae. The record is from the annotation of a GenBank genome assembly.
AUGCGCGCCGCAACACUUGCAUUUAUGACUACUAUCCCCUCCGCUUUUGCGUUUUCGCAAUAUGCGUCAACGGCAUCUGUUGGCAGUAACACUGAAUUGGGCAUGAUUUCCCGUAGAGAGAGCUUGGCAGGACUAGGACUUGCAUUUGGAGGUUUGCUUUUUCCCGAUGCAAGUUCUGCGGCGAACAAUCCUGCCUUGCAAACAUUUAAAGGACGCAAGGGUACCAAGGGUGCUUUCAUUCCUGGCAAGGGAAUGCGAAACACUGAAGAAUACGAAAACUUGAUGGCUGCUAACAACCCCGCCCUGCAAACUUUCAAGGGACGCAAGGGUACAAAGGGUUCUUUCAUUCCUGGCAAGGGAAUGCGAAACACUGAAGAAUACGAAAAAUUGAUGGCCGCUAACAACCCUGCCUUGCAAACUUUUAAGGGACGCAAGGGUACAAAGGGUGCUUUCAUUCCUGGCAAGGGAAUGCGAAACACUGAAGAAUACGAAAACUUAGUUGCAGCUAGCAACCCCGCUCUUGCCACUUUCAAGGGAAGUAAGGGUACGAAGGGGGCCUUUAUCCCAGGAAAGGGUCUUCGAGAUAAUCAAGCCUUCGAAAAUUUGAUGGCUGCUAACAAUCCUGCCUUGCAAACUUUCAAGGGACGCAAGGGUACAAAGGGUGCUUUCAUUCCUGGCAAGGGAAUGCGAAACAACGAAGAAUUCCAAAACUUGGUUGCAGCUAGCAACCCCGCUCUUGCCACUUUCAAGGGAGGCAAGGGUACCAAGGGAGCCUUCAUCCCAGGAAAGGGUUUACGAAUGAAUGAAUCAUUCAAUAUUUUCAUAGGUUAA